AAACUCACAUUUUAGGUCAGCUGCACGCUUGCAGGAGCUGCGGACGCCGGUACAAGCACCAGCAGUCGCUCUACAAGCACACCAGAUUCGAGUGCGGCAAACCGGCGCAAUUCAAGUGCGAUUUCCCCGGCUGCCUGUACACCAGCAAAAUCAAAGGCAACCUGACGGCGCACCGGAAGCGCCACCUUCGACCCGACGCGCCCUCGUUGUUCCACAAAAUAAAAUUUUAACCUCAAUUCUUAAGGCGUUUUUAAUUCAGUGUAUUUGUUUGUAUAGUCGGGGGGUUUAGCUUGCUUUCUAUUCCUGCAACAGGACAUCUGUUAACGGCGGGAAUCUGGGAAUUCACCUUGUUUUUCUGUUGUCGGUGCCUAGCUGGUUACUACGUCGACGAGGCCGGCAUGUACGGUUGCCUGAGUUGCUGUUCGCUGUACAAGCACAGGGCCAAUCUGUGGCGGCACGUGCGCUGGGAGUGCGGCGGCGAAAGGCGCUUCGCCUGCUCGAUUUGCCACGUCCGGUUCAAGCAGAAAUCCCACCUGCAGUACCACCAGCGGUCGAGGAACUGCAGGGGAACCACCCCCGACUGUCCCGUCAGCGACUGCUAGUUCGCGUUGCCCUUUUCUGUUGCGGUAACUCGAUUCGAGUUACCGUUUUUCUGAUGAAUAAAUUGGUUAAAUUUGGGAUGUUAUUUUUUUUUUUCAUCGUAUAUGCAGUGGUUUAUAGAGCCGUCGAAAUGGCCGUCGCACCUGGUGUUGCCGAUGAUGAUACUGAAGGAGAACCUGAAGGAACCGCCGAAAGCGGGCGUCGGGUACUCGUGCUCGGACUGCGGGAAGGCCUACAAGGUGAAGAGCUCGCUGAGCAACCACAGGAAGUGGGAGUGCGGCAAAGAGCCGAGGUUCAAGUGCCUUUAUUGCGCCUACAAGGCCAAGCAGAAGGUCCACCUGGUGCGCCAUUUGAGGAAGUUGCACCGUGUGCUCGAUUCGGAGGAGUUGAACCACGCCGUGGUUCAUUUCAAGGAAAAGUGUCCGCAGUGCCACAAGCUGUACAAAAACCGCAAAUCGUUGAUAUCCCAUCGGUCGCGCGACUGCGGCAGGCCCAAGCACAACAUAUGCGAGGUGUGCUUCGAGGCCUUCAAGCGCAAAGAGCACCUCAGAGGCCACAUGAUCCGAAGGCACGGCCUGCUAUUGCAUUAA
Molecule: messenger RNA, 1190 nt
Organism: Phyllotreta striolata
Lineage: Eukaryota; Metazoa; Arthropoda; Insecta; Coleoptera; Chrysomelidae
Source: the annotation of a GenBank genome assembly